This is a messenger RNA of Chinchilla lanigera (long-tailed chinchilla), 564 nucleotides long. Its product is annotated as ferritin-1 heavy chain-like. The coding region runs from base 1 to 564 and encodes 187 amino acids. NCBI's taxonomy places the organism in Eukaryota, Metazoa, Chordata, Mammalia, Rodentia, Chinchillidae. Gene Ontology annotation, cellular component: cytoplasm. The record is from RefSeq and is a predicted model, not a curated record. The transcript has 4 exons. Gene Ontology annotation, biological process: intracellular iron ion homeostasis; iron ion transport. Gene Ontology annotation, molecular function: ferrous iron binding; ferric iron binding.
AUGGCGUAUCAGAGCCGCAACCCCUUUCCUGAAGAAUGUGCAAAUGGCAUUAACCAAACUGCAGCUUCCCAGAUGUACAUUGGUGAUGUGUACUUAACUCUGGCCCACUACUUCACUGGACCAGCUGGAAUGCCUCCUUUUGUCAUGUUCUUUGAGAAUGUGGCUGAUGUGAAGCUGAGUCAAUCAAAGGAGUUCCUAAGGCUUUUAAGAAGACGUGAGGGUAUGGUCAGGAUUCCAUUUAUUGAGAGAGCCAACAUAGAACAACCAGGAACUCCAGAAAAAGUCCUAACAUAUGUUGUGAAUCUGGAAGAUCAGUUAACUAGGAUUUUGGAGGACCUGAAGACUACAGCUUCUCAGGCUGGUGAAACUCAGCUUGUAAAAUUUGUUAAGGAUUUAAUGACUAAACAGGAACGACAAAGAAGAUUUUUGGAAAGGCAAAUUUCAGACCUGAGGAAAUUAGAAGAAUAUAAACAGCAGAGAAAACUGUCUGAAAAUCCUCCGGAGCCGUCUGUAUCUGCUGAAGACUCAAACUCUGCGGCAGCACAGCAAGUCUCCCCAUUGUAG